CGAAGUUCGUAACCACGUUUUCGUUAGAACGGUAGUUUAGUUUAGAAAUACAUAGUAAGGCAGGACAGGGGAUAACAGACACAAUAUAACAGACAGAUCACGACAAAAGUGAUAAAAUUUUAAAAGCCUUAAAUAAACUGUUCUGGUCCGAGAAAAUACGACCGUUUGAAACAUGAUAAGGGCAGCGGAGGCAUGCCCAUGUCCGAUCAAGGAAGUAGGGCCGUCCAUGGCGGGGACCUGCGGUGGCCAGUUCUUGCUAUUUAUGAGCAUACUGGAGUCUUUCAUCAACGGCAGAUGCGACUUAGCUGAUCCUUGCAAUAGAUUCGAGAGCAGAGACGUGUUGGACGAGAGUUACGACUUCGUGGUAGUGGGUGGUGGUACAGCUGGUGCCGUGGUAGCGGGGAGACUUUCCGAGAAUCCACAAUGGAAGGUUCUGUUACUGGAAGCGGGAGGCGACGAACCCACGCAGUCGUCAGUCCCAGCGUGGGUGACAGCUUACUGGGGCCGUAACGAAACUGACUGGAAUUACAAAACGGUGCCGCAAGAGAAGGCUUGCUUAGCAAAUGGAGGAGUGUGUUCUUGGCCGAGAGGGAAAAUGUUGGGUGGUUGCUCGGUCAUCAACGGCAUGAUGUACAUGCGAGGUUCCCCGGCUGACUACGACGGAUGGGCGGUGAACGGAGCCGCGGGCUGGUCCUGGUUCGAUGUGCUGCCGUACUUCCUAAAGAGUGAAGAUAAUAAGGAGAUCGGCAACGGUGUUUCUGGACAGUACCAUAAUACAGGCGGGCCGCUGCCGGUUCAAAAGUUCCGCUACGCGCCACAGUUCGCUCACGACGUGGUCUCUGCUGCCAUCGAACUGGGCUACCCACCGACCAGCGAUCUCAACGGAGAGACCAACACGGGAUUUACAUUAGCGCAGGCGUUAAAUGAUGGAGGCACUCGAUUCAGUACAUCACGUGCGUACUUAAGGCCGGCGUCACAUCGGGAGAAUUUACAUAUUCUCUUCAAUGCUCUCGGUUCGAGGGUCAUCAUUGAUCCAACUACCAAGAAAGUGAAGGCCAUGGAAUAUAUUAAGGACGGGGAAGUGAGGACAGUUGGUGUCAACAAAGAGGUCAUCUUAGCAGGAGGAGCAUUGAACUCACCACAGAUCCUUCUGCUAUCCGGUGUUGGACCAAAAGAAACCCUGGAUAAGUUCAACAUCCCUACAAUCAAGGAUUUGCCCGGGGUAGGACAGAACCUACAUAAUCACGUGGGAGUGCAACUGGACUUUACGUUGAUGAAGGAGCCUGAUGUGCCGCAGCUGAACUGGGAGACUGCUACGCAAUACGUGCUUAAUCGGGAAGGGCCUUUGUCUUCUACGGGGAUGUCUCAAUUAACGGGUAUAGUAAACUCCCGCCUGGCAGCGGCAGGAGGUCGCCAUCCAGACAUUCAGUUCUUCUUCGGUGGUUACUACGCUUCGUGUGGAGACGCCACCGUUCCCGAAGAAAUUGAUAUCGAAAAGAUCACGGAACGGCGACACAUCACUAUAUCCGCGGUGGCCCUGCAGCCGCGCAGUAGAGGUUAUCUGACUUUGCAGUCAGUGGAUCCGACGGCGCCGCCCCUCAUGCAGCCCAACUACUUCUUAGACGAACACGAACUAAACGUGCUCGUCGACGCCGCUCGGAUUGCGUACAGGCUUUCUAACACCACGAUACUUCGAGAAAAAUACGGCAUGGUACCAACUGAAGGAUACGGCAAAGAUUGUCCCGGAGGAGGUCCGAAUCCGACAGACGAGUACUUCAAAUGCCUGGCAAAGUAUCACACCGCUCCGGAGAACCAUCAGGUCGGCACGUGCAAGAUGGGACCCGACAGUGAUCCCAUGGCUGUUGUGGAUAUGCAACUACGAGUUCAUGGCAUUGAAGGCCUACGCGUGGCUGAUGCGUCCGUUAUACCAACCGUCCCAUCGGGCAAUACAAUGGCGCCAGUUAUAAUGGUGGCAGAACGAGGUGCGGAAUUCGCCAUGAUACGGUACCAAACAGCCAAGAACAGGCCGACCACUCUUGGGAAUCGAUUCGGUACAGGCUCGACCAGCUCGAGUUACGCUGGCAAUGAUGCUAACAGGUGGCAUAAUCACGGCAGCUAUCAACCUCGCAAAGAAGAUAAAUCUCCAGAAAACCAGACGAAAAACCAGCGCUGGGACCAAAGAUGGAAGCCGUGGGACAAAAACUGGCACAACUGGGACCAAAGCAGCAGUAAGCCAUACACAUACACUCAAAGCUGGCAGAAGAACGACGUGCCAGUGGGAAACCAGAGGUAUUAUUCUAGAUGAAUAAAACAUGUAUGCUAUUAAGUAGUUUUAUUAAAUAUUAAUCAACUAAA
This is a messenger RNA of Manduca sexta (tobacco hornworm), 2355 nucleotides long. Its product is annotated as glucose dehydrogenase [FAD, quinone]. The record is from RefSeq and is a predicted model, not a curated record. Bases 173 to 2305 code for a protein of 710 amino acids. Gene Ontology annotation, molecular function: flavin adenine dinucleotide binding; oxidoreductase activity, acting on CH-OH group of donors. Lineage: Eukaryota; Metazoa; Arthropoda; Insecta; Lepidoptera; Sphingidae. The transcript has 14 exons.